AACAUCAAACACAGCAGCGAGCAGCUUCUUAUCUCCCCUUCUUCCCCUCUUUAUCAGAUUAAUUCUCUGCAGAGAGCUCAAACCUGAGCAAAUCAAUCUGAAAUGGCAGCAGCAAUGGUCCCGAAAGCCAUAGCCAUACUAGCACUCCUCGCUACCCUCUCAACUCAGGCAAUCGGGGAGGACAUGCUCUUUAGUGGGGAGACCCUCAAUGCAGGUCAGUUCUUAGAGAACGGCCCUUACAGAUUCAUCAUGCAGGCCGACUGCAACCUUGUCCUCUACAUCAACAGAACCAGGCCGCUGUGGUCUUCCGGCACGGACAAGAAGGGCACCAACUGUAGGGCAACCUUACAGAACAACGGCAACUUGGUUGUGUUGGCAGGAAAUAAUGAUGUUCUGUGGACGAGUGGGACGCCAAGAGGCCCCAACAACUACCGCCUGAUUGUGCAGACCGACGGUAACGUGGUGAUCUAUGGUGCCGCUCUGUGGGCUACCAACACUGUUCAGAGUGGUAGCAGGAAGCGUUUGCUGUAGGUCCAAAUUAAAGUGUUUGGUAAUUGGUUGCAUCUGGCGAAGGAAAUAUAGACGUUUGGUUCCUAUAUGUUUGAAGCAUGAGUGAGUUUCAGGACCUUCAAGGGUUUUGUAUGUAGUAGCUUCAUCAACAGUGAUUGUGUACUGCUGUGAUCAAUAAAAAUGUUGCCUGGAUUUCUUUA
Molecule: messenger RNA, 710 nt
Organism: Nymphaea colorata (pocket water lily)
Lineage: Eukaryota; Viridiplantae; Streptophyta; Magnoliopsida; Nymphaeales; Nymphaeaceae
Product: mannose-specific lectin-like
Exons: 1
Coding region: 103-531 (142 amino acids)
Source: RefSeq, a predicted model, not a curated record